AGGUAACCUGCAGGCCGAGCCUGGACCCGCACUAGGGCGCAUGAUGGGGUUGGGCGGUUGUCAGGUUCCCGCCUCCACGCCAGGACGGGGUGAGGGUGGAUCUCGCACUAGAUGGAGGCUGAGGAAAGGCUUCUUGUCGUGGCACCACCUGGAGAGACAGGGCUGAGAGCAACUUUGGCUGCAGGGCUCCAACGGGCUGAGUCUUCUAGGAAGAGGCCAGGACUUGGGAGUCUUGGGCUUCAGAGUAUCUGUCGGCGCCAGGUGGUUGCACUGAGGUGGUCCAGCCUGGAGGUGAUUGCCCACUGUUCUGCUGGGGAAGGGUCUUGGGGACUGCCUUCGUUUUAUCUUUUCACCUCUUAAUCCGAGACCGUGCUGCUCUACUACGAGGCAUUCUUUAAAUGCUGUUGAAUGAAUGAAUGAAUGAAUGAAUGAAUGAAUGAAUGAACGAACAGAAGAACCUGUCUCUAAUUCUGCAGAGGGAACUUCUCCCGAACUUCAGUAAACCUACCAUUGAAUGUAGAAGUGAUGGCCAACCCGUGGUUCAUGAGGAUGCCUGUGCAGAAGAGACUGAGGACAUUGUUACAUGGUCACUGACAUUGAGAGGAGGCCUUAAUAUUGUUCUUUCUGCUGUGGGUGAGAGGAUAAGGCGAUUGGUUUUGGCUUUUGUUUUUUAGGCUACUGUGUUGGGAAGAACUUCUGGAGGAAUGAUGAGAGGUGGGAGUUGGGCAUCUAAUGAUGCCCAUCAGCUGCGGUUGUAGUGAGGGACUUCUAAGUGCUGAGUGAUUUUUGAACCCACAACUUGACUUCUUAAAUUUCUUCUUAUAUUGGGGAGACUUUUUAACAUUUGAGAUGUAAGUGAGAAAUAGCUCAUGGACAAAAUUGAAAAUAGCUGUUUAUGGAAAUACAAUCAGAGCACUCAGCGGUUGUGUGUAUGCAUGAGGUUAACUCCUUGCAGACAAGUGGAAGAGGUGUCCAGAAAAAUUAAUCCCUUAAGAUGGAAUUGUAUCAUUCGUCAAGAAAUUGUUUAGGUGUUUCCAAUAAGAAAUAAACUGGACACACACCCAAAGAAACAAGUCUGUAACCAGAUUGUUUUUGGUUGUCACAUAGAAAAAAGUGCAGGUGACACAGGCUGUGGAGUGGGAGCUGAGCUUGAUAGAGUCCCAUCAUCCGUGAGGCGAUUGUGUGUCUGAGCUUCCUGACUAAAGAAAGACGUGUUCUCGUGUUCCUAAGAGGAUCUAGAUACAAUUGGAUUGAAUUGGAUUUAUACCUUUAUUUCUUUAAUGAAGAGGAAACAAACCUGUAAACAAAAAUGUAUGUUAUAAAGAAUAAAUUGUAAAUAAUAAAAAGUAGACAUGUAACUAGUGACUGCUAGUUUAAAUUUUAAAAGUUUGCCUGCCUUUCAGACGUGUUUCGCCAGUUUCUGAGAAGUAUUGGCAUCCACAUCAUACCUACCAUAUGAAUGCAUACAUGACACACAGUGAUGCUUUGAGAUUUCUCUAGCUUUAUGUUAAUGUUAAUAUCUCAGCUAAGAGUAAGUCUAGUUUUGCUACUUUAAUCUACUUUUUAAUGUCAUGUUCAUUACUUUUAAAAUUUUUUUAAAUUUAUAAAAUGGAAAUAUUGACAAUACUUUAGGAUAAAAGGGGUACAUUUCCACACAAUGUCCACCCCCAGAGCUUCAUAUUCAAUCCUCUCUCUUGAUAGUUGCCCUAUUCUUUAUCCCUCUGCAAGUAUGGACCCAGAAUCAUUAUGGGGUGCAGAAGGUGGAAGGUCUGGCUUCUGUAGUUGCUUCCCCAGUGAACAGGUCGAUCCAUACUCCCAGCCUGUCUCUCUCUUUCCCUAGUGGGGCAGGGAUCUGGGAAGGCAGGCCUCCAAGACACAAGGUAGGGUCCUCUGCCCAAGCAAAUCGGGUUGGCAUCAUGGUAUCAUCUGGAACCUGGUGGCUGAAAAAGAGUUAAGAUAAUGCAGAACAAAUUGUUGACUAAUCAUGAACCUAAAGGCAAGAAUAUUGCAGAUGAAGAUUUGGGGUCUCCAUUUUGGAAGAAGCUAGUAGGUCUAUUUUAGGUAUAUUCCAGAGGGCCUGUGGCUUUACUGGUUUUUGCCUUUGCCUGACAUCUAAUAUUACUUUUCCACAUCUAAAUCUGUUCUCAUGAUCAUAGUUACUACAAAUAUUCAUAACAAAAUUGGUAUUUAAAUGGUAACUUUGUUGUAUGUCCACUGACAUUCUUGAGGUUUUCAGUUUUGCAGGACACUGGUAGCCAUGGACUCUAAAAUGGACAUCAUUUAAAGAAAUCCACAGACUGUUAAUGGACAAAAACAUGAAUCAAUUUGUAUUGUGGCAUUCAAAUCCUAGAAUUUUGGAAAAGGACAGAGAGAAAUUGAGAGGAGUUGGGGGAAGAUGGAGAGGGUCCAAGGGGGGGAGAUACCUGCUGCCCUUCAUUGCUCCUGAAGCAUCCCCCCUACAGGUCUUGGAACCUGCCCGCCUAUUGGAACUCCUCCCGUCUAGCCAUCAUCUGAGUGUCAUCUCAGGCCCCUGGUCACACUCAUGGCACCAUGGCCAACCCUCGGGAGAACCUCAGCAGCUUCUCUUCCCCACACUUACCUUUGAAUGAAACUAACACCUUCAGUGGACUACAGGAUGACGUCUCACCCGUGGGGAGCCACCCUUCCCCCCAGCUCCAUAAGGACCAACAGGAAAAGGGGAUGAUGCAAGCAGAACUAACUGAGAGCACCAGCAGCCCCAUCACCACCACAGUGUUGACAAGCAUAAGCGAGGAUUCCAGGGACCAGUUUGAAAAUAGCGUUCUGCAGCUCCGGGAGCAAGAGGAACUGGAGCUGCCCACGACUCAGGGGAACAGCAGUGCCGUGGAUGGAGAGAACACGAGUGGGCCUGAAGACAUCAAGAUUCAGUUCAGCAGGUCAGGCAGUGGCAGUGGCAGUGGCGGGUUUCUUGAGGGACUCUUUGGAUGCUUACGGCCCGUAUGGAAUAUCAUUGGGAAAGCAUAUUCCACCGACUACAAAUUACAGCAGCAAGAUACUUGGGAAGUGCCAUUUGAGGAGAUCUCAGAGCUGCAGUGGCUGGGUAGUGGAGCCCAAGGAGCUGUCUUCCUGGGCAAGUUCCGAGCAGAGGAGGUGGCCAUCAAGAAAGUGAGAGAACAGAAUGAGACGGAUAUCAAGCAUUUGAGGAAGCUGAAGCACCCUAACAUCAUUGCUUUCAAAGGUGUUUGCACUCAGGCCCCAUGUUACUGCAUCAUCAUGGAAUACUGUGCCCAUGGACAGCUCUAUGAGGUUUUGCGAGCCGGCAGGAAGAUCACACCUCGACUGCUAGUGGAUUGGUCCACUGGAAUUGCAAGUGGGAUGAAUUAUUUGCACCUGCACAAGAUUAUUCACCGUGACCUCAAAUCACCAAAUGUUUUAGUGACUCACACAGAUGCAGUCAAAAUUUCAGAUUUUGGGACAUCUAAGGAACUCAGUGAUAAAAGUACCAAGAUGUCUUUCGCUGGCACAGUUGCAUGGAUGGCACCAGAGGUGAUACGGAAUGAACCUGUCUCUGAAAAAGUCGACAUAUGGUCUUUUGGAGUGGUGCUUUGGGAGCUAUUGACAGGAGAGAUCCCUUACAAAGAUGUGGACUCCUCAGCCAUUAUCUGGGGCGUUGGAAGCAACAGUCUCCACCUCCCAGUUCCUUCCACUUGUCCAGAUGGAUUCAAAAUUCUUAUGAAACAGACAUGGCAGAGCAAACCUCGUAAUCGACCUUCCUUUCGGCAGACACUCAUGCAUCUAGACAUUGCCUCUGCAGACGUCCUUGCCACCCCUCAAGAAACUUACUUCAAGUCUCAGGCUGAAUGGAGAGAAGAAGUGAAGAAACACUUUGAGAAGAUCAAAAGUGAAGGCACCUGCAUACACCGACUGGAUGAAGAGCUGAUCCGUAGACGUAGGGAAGAGCUCAGGCACGCUUUGGAUAUUCGUGAACACUAUGAGAGAAAACUCGAGAGGGCCAACAAUUUGUACAUGGAGCUGAGUGCCAUCAUGCUGCAGCUGGAGAUGCGGGAGAAAGAGCUCAUUAAGCGUGAACAAGCAGUGGAAAAGAAGUACCCUGGGACCUACAAACGCCACCCUGUCCGUCCAAUAAUCCACCCCAACGCCAUGGAGAAACUCAUGAAGAGGAAAGGUGUGCCUCACAAGCCUGGCAUGCAGACCAAACGGCCAGAUCUGUUGAGAUCUGAAGGUAUUCCCAGUAUGGAGGUGGCUCCUGCUGCAUCCCCUCUGUCUGGAAGUCCUAAAAUGUCCAGCUCGAGCAACAAGAGUCGCUAUCGGAGCAAACCACGGCACCGCCGGGGCAAUAGCAGAGGCAGCCAUAGUGACUUCACAGCAAUCUUAAAAAACCAGCCAGCCCAGGAAAACUCACCCCAUUCCACUUCCCUACACCGAGCGCAGUCCCAUUACUCUUCUCCCCACCCGCACAAUUCUCUGCCCCAGCAAUACCAGCAGUCCCCUCCUGCCAUACCACAGAGUCACCAUCCCAGACUCAACAUGAAUGGGCAGGAUAUCGCAACGUGCGCCAACAACCUGAGGUACUUUGGCCCCGCAGCAGCCCUGAGGAGCCCGCUCAGCAACCAUGCUCAGAGACGGAUGCCUGGCUCCAGCCCCGACCUCAUCUCCACAGCCAUGGCUACAGAUUGCUGGAGAAGUUCUGAGCUGGAUAAGGACCAGGCUGGCCACUGGAGCUGUUGUCAGACGGACCACUAUGACCCCUACCUCCAGCGCAGGCCAGAACCAUAUGGCUCCCUAGAAGCACCCUCUGCUGAACCAGUGGGUAGGGGCCCCGACCUUUUCAAGUCACCAGCACACAAUCCCCUCACGGAAAAUGCUCAAAGCUCUCAGAAAACGGAAGAAAACGAGUUCACCUGCUAUAGGUCUGCGUCAUCCCUUGGCGCCCCUCACCAUGUCACCCCCUCAGUGCUACCUCGAAAAAUAAGGCCCCUUCAGAAGAGUGGAGAUGAGUCCUCUGAAGAAGAAGAAGGGGAAGUAGAUAGUGAAGUUGAAUUUCCACGAAGACCAAGGCCUCAUCGAUGUAUCAGGAGCUGCCAGUCUUACUCCACCUUUAGCUCCGAGAAUUUCUCUGUGUCUGAUGGAGAAGAAGGGAAUACCAGUGACCACUCAAACAGCCCUGACGAGCUAGUGGAUAAACUUGAAGGCCACCUGGCGGAAAAGCUGGAUGACCUGCUGUCACAGACACCAGAGAUUCCCAUCGAGAUCUCCUCGCAUUCAGAUGGGCUCUCUGACAAGGAGUGUGCCGUGCGCCGUGUGAAGACGCAGAUGUCCCUGGGCAAGCUGUGUGUGGAGGAGCGUGGCUAUGAGAACCCUAUGCAGUUUGAAGACUCGGACUGUGACUCUUCAGAUGGGGAGUGUUCUGAUGCCACAGUUAGGACCAAUAAGCACUACAGCUCAGCUACUUGGUAAUGAAAGAACACCCAUCCUGAGGACCUCAAGACUAGAACUGGCAUUUCAAAUCCAUCCCACCCACCCCCUCCAGACUCUUUCCACUCUCUCCCUGCUUUUUUGUCUAGGAAGAGAGCUGAUCCACUUUUCUUACCCCUAGAAAUGAGCUGCAAUAACAGGAACAUGAGACUUUGCAAAUCUCUGGAAAAAAAAUCCAAAUGAAAUUAAGUCUCACUGAACAUUUCAAUCAAGAAUGGCAGGGAUCUAUUUUAUUGAAUAUUCUAGCUACUGUAACAUUGAUAUUUAUUUUUGUUUGACAUUUUAACACUUUGUACUGUAAAGAGUGAACUAUAUAUGAUAUAAAGAGAGCCAAUAAUUUCUUGCAAAAAAAAGAGAGAGAAAGAAAGGAAGGAAGAAAGAAAGAAAGAAAGAAAGAAAGAAAGAAAGAAAGAAAAAGUGAGAUUUAGAAGCAACACCCUUGGGAACUUGCAGGGCCAUUGCUGCUACUUGAACAGGGGGCCAGUUCUCUUGGCCACAAGGGAUCGAAGAAGGGCCAGAGCAAGACGCACUCAGCGUUGCAGAAAACAAAGAAAAGCAAUGUCAGACCACAUUGAGUUCAACCAGUUUGUCCCAAUGGUGAUAGCAGUGACCUAGAAAAAUUUGAUGACCAGAUACUUACAACCAAGGUCUUUGAGAGCAUGUGCUUCCUCUUGGAGGAAAAUGAAAAUUCUACAUGUGGAAUCUGGUUUCGUUUUUUAAAUUUUUUAAGCAGCACUUGGUAGUGAGACUUACAGUGUCAAACCUUGCCCUUGACAGAUACUUCCUUUUUUAUUUUUUUUCUCUGUGCUGUCAUUGACAGAUGUGUUGACUUGACCAGUGUGUUGAUUUUUCAGACUCAAGUGCCAUUUUAUGCAAGUGUGUUUCUUUCCUACCUGCUGAUUGCUGCUUCAUUUUAGUGAGUAGAGGCUUAGGAGAAAAAAGAUUCACGAGGAAAUAGAAACCCACAACAGUGUUAGAAAAGCAAUCAUGGAAUCUGUGAAAAGUGCAUAUUCAGAAAGUCUCAGUUCAGCUAUGUGGAAAAGAUGGGCUCGUCCAUCCCUGGAACCAUGUCAUUUGUCUACUAGAGUCCUAUUGAUUCAGACAGGAGACCAGACUUUGAAGGCAGCUAGAUGUGUGUGAGUCUGUCCAGUGUCCAAGUCCAAACUAUCCCCUUUGUUUUUAUUCGUUAAGUCAUUCUAUCUUGGAAGCUUUAGAGACCAUUCUCAGAGUAAAGACAAAAUAGGCCACUUGCAAAAGAAAACCCUCUCCCAUUACAGAAACAUUUUUGUUAAAUGCCCCCUUGUAAAAAUUGUAUUUUACUUCACUCUGGAUCAAUGCAGCAUUGAGUAAUUGAACUUGGAAGUUUGUGGGAAGAACAGCUGGUGCUGAGCUGCAGUUGGAAAAAGCUUUCCAGUGUCUGAAGAAUGGAGUCCUUGCCUUCAGGGUCACGAGCUCUGCAGAGCACCCUGAGGUACUUUACAGUGCCUCGACUUUAAGGACCUUUUUAUCGAGACUUUUCUAGUAAAAUAAAUGUUGGCUUAGCUCCUAUUUCUGUCUCCCAGCUAGGCUACUGUCAAACAGCAUCUCUAGAAUCAAGGCCUAAAGAUGGCUAACUUUUCUGCCAUUGCAUCAUACGGGACUGUAGGGAAGCUUUCCAGAUGGAAGCAUUGCUCUCCUCUGAUUUUCACUGACUGCAUCAGCCAAAAAAGGAAAGGCAGGAGGGAUUUAGAACAUUCCUUUUGCUUGUUUGAUCCUUCCACUUGUUUACAUUUUUAUGUUGAUUUAAAAUCCAGUGUCUAUAAUUUACAGGUUUUAGAUAGGAUGAAGGAAAAUGUUUAACUUAUACAAGAGCAGUAUUGUUUGCAUUAAAUUAUUCCAUUUUAUAAAAUUCUGUAGCUGGACUACAUGAAAGAGCUUAAGUUAUGGCAUUAUUAUUACCACUGUUAUUUUAUAAUAAUUAUUAUCAUUCUCAUUUUCUGUCGAUCAGAAGGUGUGGUUUACGGUAUGGCACAGUGAUUGUGUCUCUUGCUAACCAUGAAUUAGUAUGAAUUUUUGUGAUCUUUCAUGAAGGAACGAAAACGGAACUGCCAUGCGGGAGCUCCCCGGUACUCAUGUUAGUUAUUGUCUUUUAUUUUCUAUGUACAACAGUAAUCAUCUAAAUAUGUGUGUUCUGCCCUGGAGUCUAGUGGGCACAUUGUCAUUUUUUAUCAUGAAAGCAGAUAACUGAGUGGAUGGACAAUAGUUCAAAAGCUGUAAAUUCUUUCAAGUUUCUUAAGAAAUAAAAUCAUGGGACUACA
Molecule: messenger RNA, 7772 nt
Organism: Erinaceus europaeus (western European hedgehog)
Lineage: Eukaryota; Metazoa; Chordata; Mammalia; Eulipotyphla; Erinaceidae
Gene: MAP3K13
Product: mitogen-activated protein kinase kinase kinase 13
Exons: 15
Coding region: 2551-5457 (968 amino acids)
Biological process (GO): protein autophosphorylation; JNK cascade
Molecular function (GO): ATP binding; protein homodimerization activity; JUN kinase kinase kinase activity
Source: RefSeq, a predicted model, not a curated record